Tachysurus vachellii is the source of this 675-nucleotide messenger RNA. RefSeq names its product nuclear protein 1b (gene nupr1b). The record is from RefSeq and is a predicted model, not a curated record. NCBI's taxonomy places the organism in Eukaryota, Metazoa, Chordata, Actinopteri, Siluriformes, Bagridae. Gene Ontology annotation, biological process: regulation of transcription by RNA polymerase II; negative regulation of cell population proliferation; negative regulation of cell cycle. Bases 117 to 341 code for a protein of 74 amino acids. Gene Ontology annotation, cellular component: nucleus. The transcript has 3 exons.
AUAAACAACACAGCGUGGAGCAAACAGCGCCUGAGGAGUCACAUACCUGCACAGCAUCGUCUUUAUAAAAAAUAUUUUCUAAAAACUUAGGUUUCUUAUAAGAGUAGCACAGCAAAAUGAGUCACGUCGACGUUAAGAACCUGAAGCCUACUAACUUUGAGGAUUGCUACUACGACAAAUAUGAUUAUUACAAUCUGACAGACAGAUACACGGAGUGCGCGAGCCGCAAAGGCAGGACGAAGAAGGAGGCCAGCUGCAACACCAACCGUCACAACCCCGCCGGGCACGAGCGCAAAAUCGUCGAGAAGCUUCAGAACGCCGAGAAGAAGGCCAAAGAGUGAAGCAACAUGUUUGUUCGGACGGCUUGAUCUGGAAACCGACCUUUGGCGCCUUGGCGUCGGAUUUCUAAAGGCAGAAGAUGAUAGUAGUAUCCCUCCGGCUCAUGGUGAAGGUUGGCUGUUCGGAAACGAGCCUCGGUGGACGGUUUAACGUUAUACGGGAUAUGGAGGUGCGCGUGCGCCACACAACCGAGCAGGUGGACGCAGAUCGCAUUGACGUGCGCGUGCUUGAUGAUCAGUGAUGCUUUUUGUCUUGGUGUUUUUUAAAAAAAAAUAAAAAGAUUUUGUAUUACUAAAAUGAUUUAACAUCUAUGAGAAAUAAAGACAUUUUCCAAUA